Messenger RNA from Vollenhovia emeryi, 752 nucleotides. Its product is annotated as putative nuclease HARBI1. The record is from RefSeq and is a predicted model, not a curated record. The coding region runs from base 15 to 668 and encodes 217 amino acids. NCBI's taxonomy places the organism in Eukaryota, Metazoa, Arthropoda, Insecta, Hymenoptera, Formicidae. The transcript has a single exon.
UUGCCGCCGAUGUCAUGAAACAUUUCAAAAAACCUUGUGGCUUUCCAAAUGUCAUUGGUGCCAUAGAUGGCACUCAUAUUAAAAUCCGGGCUCCUCCAAUUGAUGCAGCUUCUUACAUAAACCGGAAAGGUUUUCCAUCCUUAAAUGUUCAAGUAGUAUGUGAUUCACGGGGCCUCUUUACACACUGCUAUGCAGGAGAAGUAGGAUCACUUCACGAUGCUCGAGUUUUUAGAAACUCUCCAGUAGCACGUUUUCUAGAAAUGCCUCAUGUAUACUUCCCUAAUGACUCCCAUAUUAUCGGUGAUGCUGCAUAUGCAAUUCAUCCGCACCUAUUAGUCCCAUUUCGAGAUAAUGGUCAUUUAACAAACCGACAAAAAAAUUUCAAUUAUUGUCUAUCAUCAACAAGGAUGGCAGUUGAACGUGCAAUUGGACAAUUAAAAAUACGUUUUAGGAUAUUAUUAGAUUGUCUACCACUGACAGAUGUUAAAAAAAUUCCAGAAUUCAUCAUUGCAUGUUGCGUGUUACAUAAUAUUUGCAUAUUACGAAAUGAUGUAAUGACUGUUGGCAUCCAACAUUAUGAAGAAGUCCAGGCAUUUGUUCGCGACAAUAACACUGAGAUGGGAAAUGCUAAAAGAACGAGAAUAAUGAAUGAAUUGCAAAUGAAAUGAAUUGAAAUGAGUCAAUUAUGAAUAAAUAUUUUUGGAUGAAUAAACAUUUGUGAAUAAACAGAUAUUUAUGUUUAAUGUUUUACU